Messenger RNA from Daucus carota subsp. sativus, 3444 nucleotides. RefSeq names its product pentatricopeptide repeat-containing protein At2g13600. The transcript has 6 exons. The coding region runs from base 267 to 2390 and encodes 707 amino acids. The record is from RefSeq and is a predicted model, not a curated record. Gene Ontology annotation, biological process: RNA modification. NCBI's taxonomy places the organism in Eukaryota, Viridiplantae, Streptophyta, Magnoliopsida, Apiales, Apiaceae. Gene Ontology annotation, molecular function: protein binding; RNA binding. Gene Ontology annotation, cellular component: intracellular membrane-bounded organelle.
CAUUAUUUGUGUUAUACUUGACGAUGUUUUUGAGCGUAAAACUUAUUCUUUCUCGAUCUUCACAAAUAUAAAAUCUUUAAAAUACUCUUCCUCCAUCUUAUUUCGAAAAAUAAUUUUAACUAGGAAAAAUCGUUCUACAGUAGCUGUAUAAACUAAGGAAUCAAGACAUAAUUAAGCGUAUCAUAUCGAGCUCAACAAAGUUUUAAUUUCACGUCUGUCUGCUUGUAGCUACUCCGAGUGACAUACAUGUAGAAAUAAGCUAUGCAAUGUCUAAAAAUGGUUUGUCUAGGCAGCUUGUAGGUGACCUAUAUCUAAUAACCUCAUCCCCAUUGGCAAAUCUUCUACAACAAGCUCUUGAAUCCAAAUCUUUACGCCACACUCAGCGAGUCCAUGCCCGCAUUAUCAAAACCCACUUCCGUUCUGAAAUUUUUAUCCAAAACAGGCUCAUUGAUAUUUAUGGAAAGCUUUCUUGUCUUGAUGAUGCACACAAGCUGUUUGUUAGAAUGCCCCAGAAGAAUACCUUUAGUUGGAACUCCAUUUUAUGUGCUUUGCUUCAUUCGGGUUGCGUUGAUGAAGCUUAUAAGCUUUUUACAUCAAUGCCUUACCCUGAUCAGUGUUCUUGGAAUUCUUUGGUGUCGGGUUUUGCUCAGCAUCAACGUUUCCAUGAAUCAAUCGAGUGUGUCAUUAAGAUGCAUAGUGCGGGUUUUGCGCUCAAUGAGUAUACUUAUGGAAGUGCGUUGAGUGCUUGUGCAAAUUUGAGGAAUGUUCAAGUAGGUUCCCAGAUUCACGCAUGUAUACUCAAAUCUCCAUGUGCUUUUUAUGUUUUUAUGGGCUCUGCGCUUAUUGAUAUGUAUUCUAAAUGCGGGUUUGUUGAUUGCUCCAGGAAAGUUUUUGAUGGGAUGCCUGAGCGCAAUGUAGUAUCUUGGAAUAGUUUAAUUACUUGUUAUGAUCAAAAUGGCCCGGCGUUUGAAGCCCUUAACAUUUUUGUGAGCAUGAUGAAUUGUGGGGUGAAACCAGAUGAAGUCACUUUGGCUAGUGUUGUUAGUGCAUGUGCAUGCUUAUCUAUAAUUAGAGAAGGUAAGCAGAUUCAUGCACAAAUCAUUAAAUUUGACAAAUUAAGGACUGAUAUAAUUAUAUGUAACGCAUUGGUUGAUAUGUAUGCAAAAUGUAAAAAGAUUAGAGAGGCGCGACAGAUAUUUGAUAAUAUGCCAAUAAAGAAUGUUGUGUCUGAGACUUCCAUGGUUAGUGGUUAUGCAAAAAUAUUAAGUGUGAAAACAGCAAGAUCAAUGUUUACAAAAAUGAUUGAGAAAAAUGUUGUAUCUUGGAAUGCUCUUAUUGCGGGUUAUACACAGAAUGGAGACAAUGUAGAAGCGUUGGAACUAUUUUGCCAGUUGAAGAGGGAGUCGGUUUAUCCAACGCACUAUACGUUUGGCAAUCUCCUUACUGCCUGUGCGAAUUUAGCUGAUUUGAAAGUAGGGAGGCAAGCCCACACACAUGUCUUGAAGCAUGGUUUUUGUUUCCAGUCUGGACCAGAGAGCAAUAUUUUUGUGGGGAAUUCUCUUAUAGAUAUGUAUAUGAAAUGUGGAUCUGUGGAGGACGGGAUCCAGGUAUUCUAUAAUAUGGAAGAAAGAGAUCGAGUUUCAUGGAAUGCGUUAAUAAUAGGGUAUGCCCAAAAUGGGCAUGGAUUGGAAGCUAUUCAAAUGUUCAAGGAAAUGACCUUGUUAGGGGUAAAAGCAGACCAUGUCACGAUGAUUGGAGUUCUGUGUGCCUGUAGCCAUGCGGGUCUAGUUGAUGAAGGGCGUCAAUAUUUUUAUUCAAUGAACAAAAAAUAUGGCGUGGAACCGAUAAAAGACCAUUAUACAUGCAUGGUUGAUAUUCUUGGUCGAGCUGGUUGCCUUGUUGAAGCAAAUAAUUUGAUUGGAUCAAUGCCAAUGCUACCCGAUAGUGUUGUAUGGGGGUCUUUACUUGCUGCUUGUAAAGCAUAUCGAGACAUUGAAUUAGGGAAGUUUGCUGCUGAAAAGCUAUUGGAACUUGAUCCCCACAAUUCUGCUCCGUAUGUUCUUCUUUCAAACAUGUACGCUGAGCUUGGAAAGUGGAAGGAUGUUAUAAGGGUCAGGACACUUAUGAGGAAGCGAGGAGUUACUAAGCAACCAGGUUGCAGUUGGAUUGAGAUUGAAAGUCAGCUUCAUACUUUUAUGGUGAAAGAUAAAAGGCAUCCCAAAAAGAAGGAAAUUUAUCAACUUCUGAGUCUUCUUACAAAAAUGAUGAGAAUGUCCGGAUACAUCCCUGAUACUGGUGAUCCAGAAGCUGAUGACGAGGAAGACCAACCAGACUUGUCAGAAGAUUUAUAUUUUACUGUUCCUGCAUUGCAGAGUUGCUCCACUGUGUAGCACUAUGAGAGCAGACUGAGAAAGUGUCAUUGUGCCAGUGGUAGCUCAAGUCCUGCAGAGUGCAGAGGAUGAAAGAUGGUGACCAGUUAGCAAGGCAACUGGCACUGAGACGUUUAGAUUUAGAGUUCAUAGAUGGUUUGGCUUUAUAGAGUUCAGAGACCAAUAGCAGGACUUUCUCGAUUACCUGCUAGCCAGGAGGAAAUUUAAAAUGUCGAAUCGUAGCCAACUGGUCAUCAUAUCAAAGAAUUGACACCUAACAGCAAGAUGAAAGCUUUGACUAAAUUUAUGGCUGCUGUAGAAAUCUUUAUUGGCCAACUGACAACCAUCUCAAAGGUCCUUGAGAAAGUUAGCGAAAAAGAAAGAGGAACUUGUGCUCGAAUGCUGGAUUUUAAUGCUUGAUUUUAAUAUGUAACCAACCUAAUUCAACUGAACUAAAGAAAUAUGUUGGCGAGGAGGCAAGAUGGAUAUAUGUUUGCCAAGUGUUCUCUUAUGCAUAUUUUAUAAUUGAAUGCAUUAACACUUAGAAUCAAAUACUAUUACAGCCUGUUUGGAUACUGGCAUUUCAUUUGAAAUGCUGGAUUUGGAUUGAAUACCCUGUUUGGAUAGCUACAGGAUUUGUAUUUGAAUUUGGGCCAAAUUCCAUCUAAGUAAAAUAAAAGCCCACAUCAAAGAAUUUGAAAUAACUUUUUUACUGGUGUCAUUUGAAAUAAGACAGCCCAAAAUUACACCCGACUUCCGACUCUUUCCACUCGCUCUCUCGACUCUAUGCCCUUGCUCACUCGAUCUAUCCAUUCGCUCACCUUCCGGUCUUGCGUCUCCAUCUCCUCCGCCACUUUCUCUUCAUUCUAUCCCUCUUCUGUCAGCUCAUAUCAGAGAUGAGUUCAAGGGGUAAUUCAGCUCAGUCGGCUCAUGUGGAGUUCCAGAUGCUUCUGCAUACAAGAACAAGCGUAUUCCAAAUUGGGAUGACAUAUGUACUCUAUUUGCUUCCGAUAGAGCCAUUGGUGAUGGUGCAGAGCAGUUUGAGGAGUCAGCAGCUGCCAUGGAACUUGAAAAU